Molecule: messenger RNA, 4250 nt
Organism: Neodiprion virginianus
Lineage: Eukaryota; Metazoa; Arthropoda; Insecta; Hymenoptera; Diprionidae
Gene: Hil
Product: hillarin
Exons: 12
Coding region: 520-3144 (874 amino acids)
Source: RefSeq, a predicted model, not a curated record
UUAGUACCAAUCCGGUUCCCAUCGCGUUGACACGCUUCGCGGAAGCUGGUGCGUUUAUUAUUUUAACUUGUGUGUUUUGCCUGCAGUGAAGUGCGUGCAAUGAUGCAUUAAUUAUCUGUUGGAGGUAAAUCGUACACUUGUUUUGUAAUAUCAAUGUAUAAUAUCGGUGGAGCGUGUUGACGUAUAAUGUUUGUUGCGUGAAGGAAAAAAACUAAGAAAUAAAAACAAGUAGAAAAAAAAUCUUAAAAGUAAUAACAGUAGUGCGGCGCCGUCGUGUUUCAUCUUAUUGUUGUUAAUUUUUUGUUUAUUCUUCGUCUUCUUUCUUCUUUUUAACGUUGUUUGAACCAACGCUAGUUUACCCAGGUGCUGCAGACUGAUUAAUUACAGUUAGGUACACGUAUAACCCAAUAAUCCGAAACUGAUCGGGUGUUGAAGAGAAACGGAAUAAAUAUUGAAAAAUCAAAGGAAAACAUAAACUACUUCAGGGUGAAGUGAUAAAACGUAACAAACGCCUGCGUCAUGUACCGUCCAAAUUUUUACGAAAGCACGUGUCUGCGAUGCGCUCAGACGGUUUACCAGGUGGACAGAGUCGGUCCGUUGAAGGAUUUCACAUUUUUUCACGCCGGUUGUUUCAAGUGCGCGGUAUGCGGUACAAAAUUGACGCUAAAAACGUACUACAACAACCAGCACACCAUAAACGACAAGGAAGUUUACUGCAGCAGUCACGUCCCGAAACCUGGGCCAGGCACCCUCGACGGAUCCAGUGUCGGCAUAAGGAGCGCCCUUAACGUACCACGCAGCGGAUACGUCAAUGAACAAAUACGCGCCGGCGGGCCUUCUCCUCGAGGCGUUUAUCCCCCCGGGUACGACCACGUGGUAGAUUCGCCGUCGAAUCAUCAUUUGCACAACCAUCAUUAUAACCAGGGUAGACAUUUGAACGGUCACGGUUCACCGACGCCGAUAAAUUCCAGCUCGCACAGAUCCGCGGUAGACUCGCAUUACCACAAUAAUUCUGGAAUCAGCGGUGCUGGGACUGGUGGCAAUCACUCGCCCUAUAAUCACAAUAACAAUUACGGCGGUGACGGCUAUCAGUAUGGAAGGUUUGACGCGAGCGCGUUACACAUCGCCCACGCCCUCAAACAGACCGAACUUCAAAAGGGGUACAGCAAGGCGAGGGAGAAACCGAUCGACUACUAUCUGGACCGAGAUGAGCAGACUCGUCUUGAGAUGAAGCAUCGCAAGGAGGAGGAUGAUCUUUACCGUAAAUUCGCCCACCAUCGGGAAGAAGAGGAUCGGCGCAUCCGGGAAGAAUUUCGAGAUGAGUGGGAAAAGGAGUUGGAAAGACUUUCCGCAAGAUGGGAACGCGACAGAAGUGGAGGCGGAGGCGGCGGCGGAGGCAUCGGCGGAGGCGGAGGAGGCGGUGGAGGUGGAGGUAGGGGUCGGAACCACCUUUUUCAGCAGGAAAAAGAAGAUCUUGAAAAGAAUAUGACCCUUAGGAGGGACAAGAAGAAGGAGAGCCUCACGCGCAAAAUGUUGGAGCACGAAAGGGCAGCAACGGCGGCUCUGGUUGAAAAACAAAGCUCCGAGAUGCUCGAGCUGAUAAACGAAGCACGGAGCGAAUACAUGCUCCAAGAGAGCCUCUACCUGGACGAGGGCGACGGUUAUGCCCAAGAGGCACCGCCGCCCCCUUAUCCGUCACGUGCACCGCCCCCGCAACCCCCGACCUUGGCCAAGUAUCACAUAUACAAUGAUCCCCUCGAAUUUGCGGACAUGGACCAAAUCGCAAUAUCGGUCGCCCAGGAGGAUCAGAAAACUUUUACAGACCUUGUCAGACAGCUGGUGAGCCGAUGCGGUUCGGACAUUGAAAAAGCGCGUACAAUAUUCAGGUGGAUAACGGUGAAAAAUUUGAACACGAUGCAGUUCGACGAAAACCUGAGGGGUGACACGCCGAUGGGUUUACUGAGGGGCAUCAAACAUGGAACUGAAAGCUAUCACGUCUUGUUCAAACGAUUGUGCAGUUACGCCGGACUUCACUGCGUCGUGAUAAAGGGAUACAGCAAAUCUGCCGGUUAUCAACCGGGCGUUCGAUUUGAGGAUAACCGAUUCAGAAACAGUUGGAACGCCGUUUACGUUGCGGGAGCGUGGAGAUUCGUGCAGUGCAACUGGGGAGCCCGACACCUUGUCAAUGCUAAGGAAGUUCCUCGCCCUGGACAGACCAAAGCUAAGAGCGACAGUCUCAGGUACGAGUACGACGAUCACUACUUCCUCACUGACCCGCGGGAAUUCAUUUAUGAAUUUUUCCCAUUGCAAGAGGAUUGGCAGCUUUUGAAGCAGCCAAUUUCACUGAAGGAUUUCGAGGAGCUGCCGUUCGUCAGAUCGUUGUUCUUCAGGUACGGCCUAUACUUUCCUGACGCGGAUACGAAGGCGGUGAUGUACACAGAUUCGACGGGAGCCGCAACAGUGAGAAUAGCGAUGCCCGCGCACAUGCAGUCCUCCUUGAUAUUUCACUACAAUUUGAAAUUCUACGACAGUGACGGCGACGGAUACGACGGCAUAUCGUUGAAGCGAUUCGUGAUGCAGUCCGUGGUUGGUAACGUGGUGGCAUUCCGGGUCCACGCACCGUGUUCCGGUGCCUUUUUAUUGGACAUAUUCGCGAACGCAGUUACGCCCAAGGAGUACUUAACCGGAGAGCCGAUGAAAUUCAAGAGCGUUUGCAAGUUCAAAAUCGCCUGCGAGGAGCUCCAAACCGUCAUGGUGCCUCUGCCUGAUUGUGCGAGCGGCGAAUGGGGUCCGACAAAAGCGACGAGGCUCUUCGGCCUUGUGCCAAUCACGCAUCAGGAAGCGCUCGUAUUCGCGGGCCGGGAACUCGAAAUACAAUUCCGGAUGUCGAGGGCGCUCACCGACUUUAUGGCCACUCUGCAUAAAAACGGUAUCGAGGAAAAACGACUUUCUAAAUACGUAUCGCACUCGGUCGCUGACAACGACGUUGUAACAUUCGUCAUCAAUUUCCCCGAGGAGGGACAGUAUGGUCUCGAUAUUUACACGAGGGAACUCGCCUCUUCUCCAUAUCACGAACUCGGUGGAGAAAAACACCUUCUCACUCACUGCUGUAAAUACCUUAUCAAUUCGAGCAAGAGAAACUGAACGCGCUGCUAGAGUGAAAAUAAAAAAACAAUUAGACGAAAAACAUCACGACUUACAGGAAGAUUCCGAUUUCUCUGAAGAUUGAAAUAAGACUUAUGAUUAUCAUUUUUCAUUCUUCAUUUUCUUUCUCAUUCAUUUUUGACACGUAUACGCUAUCAGAUUUACUUAUUAUACAUGUCUACUAUUAUCACGUAGAUGCCGCGAAGACAAAAAUAUUUAAUAUAUACACAAAUAAUUAGAGCACACGCAAUACACGCAAUAUAAGAGUAGCUUUUUUUAUAUAUAAAAUUAUAAUAAUAUUUAUAUUUUUUACACAAAUUACGUUCAUAAAUGAGUACGUAUAAUAUCUAUCAAGAAGAUAGAUAUUCUUUUAUAAAUAUUUUAUACAUCGAUUAUUAUUAACUUUUACGCGUUAACACGUAAUAAUUAUUUAAACAUAUUUAUAAUACACCUAUAUAAAUAUAUACACAUAUAUAUAAUCACGUUGAAGGUGCUAGAUUAUAAUACAUAUAGUAUAUAAUGUACAUAAUAAAGAUUUAAUUUAAUGCUCAGGAUAUAAAGUAUAUAUAAAUAUAUUAUAUGAUCAUGAUAACACGUAUGGUAGAUGUUCGAAUAUAUAAUUAUAAUUAUUAUAUCAUUCCGCAGACCUGUUCCGAAAAGGGUUGAUUCGAAGAAAAGACGACAAUUACGAUACACUCUAGAGAGAUAUUUUUAUAAUUAAAUACGUGCAAUUCAAAAGCGAUGAUGAAAUUUUGAUCCCGGUGCUAAUUAUCGAACAGCGGUGUAUAAUUAAUUUGCAUAUUAUAGCAGCUAAGAUAAAGAACGACUAAUCACAUUCGUUAAUAACAGCGAAUAUAUAAAGAAAUAAAUUGAUAAAUAUAUCAUAGAGUAGAGUAGAACUUGACAAAAAUAAUAAUUUACGUGUAUUUUACGUAGAUAUUUGCAGACUCAGGUGAAUAAUGACACCAUACUAUACAUCUGCUUUAUUAUUUCUAUAUUUGAUAGUAAAAUGUAAAUAACUCUGAAGCGUUGUACUCUGCCACGCACGUAUGCAUAAUGCAAUAUAAAAUUAUAACUCUGCAUAUUUAAUAAAUUGAUCAAAUAUA